GAAUCGGUCGCGCGCCGUGUUCUAUAUUCAAAAUCUGAAGUGACGUUCUGUGUUGUGUUACCGGUUUUUUGGAUUUGUAAGCUGCCAGUUACAUUGACCUGUAAACCAACUAUGUUAUAGCCGUUUCCAGUGGCCGAUAGUGUAGUGACUAGUGACUCUAGUUCAGUGUACUCGAGUGCAAAUAAAAUGGGGUGCAAUACCAGUGCGGACGCAAAGGCAGCGAAAGAGGAGACAGGGGCAAAUGGGGCCCAGGAGAAGACGGAAAAAAAUAAUCAGAAUCACAUUGCUAUGCCGGCGACGGGUAAAGACGAUAAGAGUCCUACCGAAGAAGAAGCAGCGACCAAGAUCCAAGCAGCCUUCCGCGGCCACCAGACCAGGAAAUCCAUCAGCAUGAAGACCAGCAAGCCCCAGCAGCAGCAGCAGCAAGAGCCGGAGCCUACCCAAGCCGAGCUGGAGGCGGAGUUCCGAGCUGACGACAAAGGUAUUUAUAACAUAUCUUGA
Leguminivora glycinivorella is the source of this 501-nucleotide messenger RNA. RefSeq lists its product as uncharacterized. NCBI's taxonomy places the organism in Eukaryota, Metazoa, Arthropoda, Insecta, Lepidoptera, Tortricidae. The coding region runs from base 187 to 501 and encodes 104 amino acids. The transcript is spliced from 3 exons. The record is from RefSeq and is a predicted model, not a curated record. Gene Ontology annotation, molecular function: protein binding.